Molecule: messenger RNA, 903 nt
Organism: Brassica napus (rape)
Lineage: Eukaryota; Viridiplantae; Streptophyta; Magnoliopsida; Brassicales; Brassicaceae
Product: protein YELLOW LEAF 1, choloroplastic
Exons: 5
Coding region: 181-693 (170 amino acids)
Biological process (GO): chloroplast organization; thylakoid membrane organization
Cellular component (GO): chloroplast
Source: RefSeq, a predicted model, not a curated record
GUCUCAUCGUGUUUUUCUUUUCCCUUCACGACUAUUUUAUAAAUCUUGCGUUAGACGUUAACGCUCCAAUUGAUUUGUGCGAGAAAAUUUUACAUAAACCCUAGAAAACUCUCUUAUUGUUCGCGUUUAAUUCUUCAGGUACGAUUUGCCAUCCUCUCUCUCUCUCUCUUUUCAAAAGAUAUGCCGGUGAUGAAUCCGUCGUCGUUGUGUAUUGGUGCACAACCAUUGGUCUUCCUCCCUCCUCGCUUUAAUCAUCGACCAGCUAAUGGACAAUUUCGUGGGCGUUACUACCCUACAAGAGUUUCUAUGCAAUUCCACAAGAAACAGAUUUUAUUUCCUUCUCUCAAGGCAGUUGGAACAAGAGCCGUUGCUAGGAAAGGACUUGAUUUCGCCUCUAAGAGCAAAAGAUCUCUCUUUGUAUGUAACGCUGCGCUGAAUGCAAAAUGCAGUCAAGGGCAAACACAGACUAUUACACGGGAAUCACCAACAAUCACACAAGCUCCCACUCAUGGAAAAGUGAAAUCCCCAAAGCUUGAUGAUGGUGGAAGCGGGUUCCCACCUCGGCAUGAUGGCGGAGGUGGUGGGGGCGGAGGUGGUGGAGAGAGCUUCUCAGGUGGAUUCUUCCUUUUCGGGUUUCUUAUGCUCAUGGGAUACUUGAAAGAUUUGGAGGGCGAACAUGACAACAGCCACUAAAGGGAGAGGGGAUUAAACAUGAUGCACGACAAGACAAACAGAACCAGCAGAGACAAUAGAGUUUACUAGUGCUCCUAGCAAUAGGCACCACAUCUUUUAUCUUUCAUCAGUCUUGUUAUGAAACAGAUAGAAUCUUGUUUUCUUUAUCAGAGUCGCACAUGAAAGAAUGACUUGAAUACGUAUAUAUAAAAGUCAAGAGUGAUUAGAGCA